Messenger RNA from Perca flavescens (yellow perch), 3019 nucleotides. It is a transcript of the gene rps6kl1, whose product is annotated as ribosomal protein S6 kinase-like 1. Gene Ontology annotation, biological process: protein phosphorylation. Lineage: Eukaryota; Metazoa; Chordata; Actinopteri; Perciformes; Percidae. The transcript is spliced from 11 exons. Gene Ontology annotation, molecular function: ATP binding; protein kinase activity. Bases 232 to 2679 code for a protein of 815 amino acids. The record is from RefSeq and is a predicted model, not a curated record.
CACACGACAGUGUGCCUCAGUCCUCUGAGUCAUCUCCCUGUCAUCUUGGACGUUGGCAACUCUGCUUCUUUCCAUUCAUCAAAAAAUAGUAGUCAAGCUUGUACUCGCUUCCUGGUCUGGAGGUUAACUCUUUGUUUCCACUGGCUCAGAUGACAAUGCUGUGCCGCAAAGACCUGAGCCUUGGAAUCACCGGGGGCAGACGCACACCGAGCCCAGUGACAACAGACAGAGAUGUGUCGUGCUGUUGAUAAGACAAGGGAGCAAAGGCCCAUCUGGUCCUUGACGGACGUCCAAAACAAGGCAGCGAUGGCAAAGAGAGAUUACCUGGUGGAGGCGGCCAAGCAGAUCCGCAUGGCACUGGACAGUGAGGUCAAUGAGGACUAUGAGGCAGCUUUCAGUUACUAUAAGAAUGGGGUGGACUUGCUGUUGAAUGGGGUUCAGUUGGACCCAAACAAGGAUCGUCGGGAGGCUGUGAAAAGAAAGACAACCCAAUAUCUGAAGAGAGCUGAAGAAAUCUUCAUAACACAUCUGCAGGACAACUUGGGGAAAGGAAGCUCUCAUUUAGGGGGUUACAGCAGUCUGAGAUUCCGUCCAAUCAGACACUUGAGUUCGCCUGUGGAGGAUCUGGAGAUGUGUAAGGUUGUGGGAGUGACUGAUAAGGUCAUGAUUGUCCAAAGUAUGGUAAAUAAGGAGACAUUUGUUGUAAAGAGUCUGGUCAAGUCGAGCUGGGAGAGCAGGGACCAGCCAACCAUCAUUCCUCAGGGGGUGCCAUACAUGGUUAAGCUGCUAAGAUAUUACGUCAGCGAGGAUGCUGUGUACCUGCAUCUUGAACAUGUCAAAGGUGGGAGGCUCUUCUCCAAGCUGCACAAACUGAGGAACGAGAAGGCCAAGGAACACCCAGAAUGCUUCACUUCUGGCCAGCAAAGCAUCAAGCUGAAGGCCAGCUACACCUCACCCACAAUCAGCACAGACUACCAGCACAACAGCAGAGGGAGCACAGGAGUGAUUCCAGAAAAAUUGAGCGACGAGAGCCCAGACGCAGACUUCCCCACCUCAUGGGAUGAGACUCAGCAGCAACUGGAGAGCUGCGGGACUCACUCCUACAUCGAGGAGACAGGUUGUCUGCAGAACACACGCUCUGCAGCGUCAUUUUAUACCAAGCUUGAUCGGCUAACUCUGAAUUCAGGCCCGACGAGGACACAGGUCGACACCCACAUCCAUCCACCAGCUCCUAGCUUGUGUUUGAACUCCAGUGAAACUCAGGAACAGCCUGCUCUUCCUCUGUCUUGCACUCGUGUCAGUCACGCUCUCGAUGUCAUGUCAGUACUUCAUAAGAAGAAAGCUGGAAUGGGACUGACAGAGUGCAGCUCUGAGUUUGAAGUGGCUUGGAAAGCUGCAGAUCCAGCACAUAACUGUGAGCAAAUAAACCGCUAUGCAGUGACUGACAGUCAUUUAAAUAGCACGCUAGGACAAACACCACCUCGUACAAAUCAGACCUCAUUUAUAAACGCGGGGUCCCCCAACAGUGAAAAUAAUGGCUUGAGUUCUUCCCCUGCCAUCUUGCAUCUUCCUCUCCAUUGCCAAACCCAGAAACGUGGCAGGGCAUCAUGGGAUAGCAAUGGCUUUCAGCAAGGAUCUGUUUUGAGUGGUAACUCUGUAGAUAUGGUUACAGACUCAAAGCAGGACAGCAGCAGUCCAACCACUGAGGAUAGAAAUGGCAUGGUAGUCAUCAGGAGCACAGACAGAGCAGUAUUUUCUGACCACACAGACACGAGGAUCACCUCAGAAAGCUACUGGCCUUCCUCUGCGUCCCUCUGCCACAGCAUUGCAGGAAAACAGGGGACAUUUUCAGGGGCCCCCAUUGCCCUCUCAGGGAUGAAGUACAAAGGGGAAACAUGUUCCAGUGAGGAAAGAGAGGGUGUAGAGGAGGCUUGCGAAUUGCCUGGAGAGAAGGUGGCAUCUGGAAAAGGGCGAUCAUUUGUGGGCUGGUUCUCCUCUAGUCCUACGGGAGCCCCGCCCCACAGGAGAGGAGAGGAUGUGGAUGCUUACCUUAAUUCAGAAGGAUCGGAGGGGCAGGGGGAAGACCAGAUCAUAGAGGUGGAUGGCUGGUGCCAUCUACCUCGGUUCCCUGUGAAGUACUCCAGAUCUACAGAUAAGGCCAUGCAGACCUGCUGGGGGCUUCCAGAGGCAGAGGUAUGUGUCUGGGGAGCUCAGAUUCUGCUGGCCCUUGAGAGUCUACAUCAGCAAGGCAUUCUGUGUCGGGACCUCAACCCUAGAAAUGUUCUACUCACCAGCAACGGAAAGGUGUGUUUGACAUUUUUCGGACAGUGGAGUGAGGUUCAGUCAGAGAUCAGCUCCAAAGCUACAGAACAGAUGUACUGUGCUCCAGAAAUUGGUGGUGUGUCCAGAGUUACAGAGGCUUGUGAUUGGUGGAGUCUUGGGGCUUUGUUGUUUGAACUCCUAACAGGAAUGCCACUGUGGCAGCUCCAUCCAGCAGGAAUCCAUUCCCACACCCAGCUGCUCAUCCCCAACCACCUGGGCGCUGCAGCUGCGUCUCUGCUCACUGAGUUGCUUCAGUUUGAUGCUGGCUAUCGCUUGGGUUCUGGAGGUGGCGGUGUGAGUGACAUCAAGUGUCAUCCCUUCUUCAGCAGUGUCUCCUGGAAAGCUCUGAGCUGCUAGCAGGUGCAGCUGCUUCACCUCUGAGUUGCCAAAAUGGAUGCAGCACCAGACCCCUGGUUUUCUUUGCACUUUGUGCUUCCCAAAGAAAAAUGACAAUUAAAAACUGAAACAUGAACAAAACUAGUAAACCAUAUCUCUUCCAAAAGAUGAAACAAAUGGACUUGUUAUUGUAACUUUCGAGAUUCUAAUAUUGUAAUUUAAGGUACCUUUGAUGCAAUUUUGGUAUAUAUUAAAAUUUUAAAGUAUCCUUGCAUAUUAUCACCACGCAUGAAAACUGACACAGACUAAAUUCUGACACUUACACGUUUGGACUGCCAUUAAAUAUUGUAGAAAAAAAGGA